AUGACUCUCGUUAAUGAAGAUAUGAAUAAUAUCCUGGAAUACCUGUCCAGAAAUGACCAGGAUUACGACGGAAUAAAUUCUAAAAGUGAAAAAAUGGACAGCUUCCAAACGGGAAAUCUAUUGUCUGAUUCCUGGCAGGCGUCAGAUGAUAUUCUGGAGAAUAUAUUUUCUCUGGAGCAAGGUUCUUUAAAUUUCUUAGACGAGACUCUGCCAGAUUUUAAUUUGGCCACAGACAAUGCAUCUCCACCGGGACUCAGUAGCUCAUGCUCCGACAGUGGAUUGUCAAGCGACCCGGCAGAAUUCGAUUUCGAGCAACAAUUAUCACCUUUCCUCAUCCAAAAUUCUUGUGAUGAAGAAUUGCCAGCACCUGUUCUGGAACCCAUGAGUCCGGGUAACGCGCAAGAUGUCAUUAUACAGGAUUCAAAUGACACGUCGAACAGCUCUACAGAACAGGACACAUUCGAUAUGCUAGAUUUCGAACAGAAUGUUGUGCCUGGCUUCCUUAAUAACAAUACAUUCCAAAGUCCUGGUAAAGGCAGAAAGCGUCGUCUUUCGCAAACACCACCGGUCGUUCAACCUAAAGUUCAAAAACCUAUAAGGUUGCCAGCUUCCGCUAUGCAAAAACCUCAAUUGGUAGUGAAGGCGCAACCUCAGAAGCACCUUAAAGUGACGAAUAUACAAGUAAUCAACCCCCAGACAAAAGUUUACUCAAAACCGGUAGAAACAGUUGCGCCACAACGAAGAGUUAUCAGAGUUGCACCAAUGGCUGGCAACCCUAGAUCAAUAUUACUACCUGUAACGAUAAAAGACAUGAAAGAUUUGAAAUCCAUCAAAAUAAUAAAUGCGGCGGAUUUGAAAAAUGCUUCCAAUAUCAAAAUCACGGCAGCUAAUAUCCUAUCGCAAAGUAAACUGCAAGAUCUCAAAAUCGAAGCCCGAAACGACGAUUACGAACAAAAUAACCAUUGUGAUGACUCAGGUAGCGACCGUAGUGACGACGAUGACGAUCAUAAGGAAACACAAAUUAACGACGGCAGGAACGGCUAUCCCCGUCUCGUUCUAACUGCAGAAGAAAGGCGGCUGUUAGCAAAGGAAGGAAUAUCAUUGCCAACCAGCUAUCCACUAACCAAACACGAAGAGAGGGAACUAAAGAGGAUCCGACGCAAGAUUAGAAAUAAAAUCUCUGCUCAGGAUUCGCGUAAAAGGAAGAAGGAGUAUGUUGAUGGGUUGGAAGAUAGGGUUAAACAGUGUACCGCAGAAAACCAAACUCUCAUACGGAGGAUAAAGAUUCUGCAAUCACAGAACCAGACGCUUACCCAACAAUUAAAGAGAUUACAGACCGUUCUGACGGGCGUGACGUCGGGGUCGGGGUCGGGGCCGGGCGGCAAGGCGCAGCCCGCCACGUGCCUGCUGGUGCUGCUGCUGUCGGUGGCGCUGGUGGCGCUGCCCUCCCUGCGCGACGACGUGCGCGCGCCCGCCGGGGCCCCCGCGCGCGCCGGGGCCCCCGCCCCCGCCCCCGCCGGGGCCCCCCCUCCGCCGUCACCAGGGCGCUGCUCUCCGCUACCAAUAGUGAGUGUUCUGGUACCUGGACUGCUUCGGCGGCUUCUAGUGGCUGGCAUGUACGGU
Brenthis ino (lesser marbled fritillary) is the source of this 1623-nucleotide messenger RNA. Lineage: Eukaryota; Metazoa; Arthropoda; Insecta; Lepidoptera; Nymphalidae. The record is from the annotation of a GenBank genome assembly.